UUUUGCACGAAUUAUGUAAAUUCUUGAUUUACAAGAAUGCUAUGAAAGGAAUCAAUCAAGCCUGCUAGUACGCGAAAAUUCGUUUACAUUGGAAGAGCUGAACGGCGCAAUGGAGCAGGCUCUAUGUAAUUUGCACAGUGAUGAAGAAGAUAACAGUGAAAACAUUUCGGUAAAUGGCACAAAUACAGAAGAACCAUUUAAAGACAUCAAAUCAGCGAAAACCGCCUGUAUUGAAGAUGCGCAAAUCUCAUUACUAUCGAAGAGGAGGAAGGAACUUGAAGCCAGAAAGAAUGUGAAAAAAUUGUACAAUGCAAAAUUGGAAGAAAUUCUGAAAUUUGUAGAUACGAAACUAUACAUAGAAGUGCGUCCGAGAUAUCUUAUGCCGGACACAAAUUGUUUUAUUGAUUGCCUCGACGACUUUGAAAAACUUAUUCGGGAUUUCAAACGUUACAUACUUGUUAUUCUGCUCACAGGUGCGCCACAACGAAUGGGUCAUUUAUUAACGCAUCGUUAUUUGCAUUAGCUGAAGAGGAAAAUGUUUCGAAUGAUGAUAAAAUUUUGGCAACUGCUGUGGCACUCUCAAAACCCAUGAGCACA
Molecule: messenger RNA, 597 nt
Organism: Rhagoletis pomonella (apple maggot)
Lineage: Eukaryota; Metazoa; Arthropoda; Insecta; Diptera; Tephritidae
Product: telomerase-binding protein EST1A-like
Exons: 3
Coding region: 110-523 (137 amino acids)
Source: RefSeq, a predicted model, not a curated record